This is a messenger RNA of Dovyalis caffra, 291 nucleotides long. Lineage: Eukaryota; Viridiplantae; Streptophyta; Magnoliopsida; Malpighiales; Salicaceae. The record is from the annotation of a GenBank genome assembly.
AUGGCCGGGGAACAUGCCGACCAGCGUUUCCUUCGACAUGAGCACCAGAUGGAGAGUCUAUGUCGACAGACGACGAAGAUCCUUCAAGCAUUCCAAAUCAAGGAGGAGUCUUCUACCAACCACCGUAGUCAGGUGGCUCGGACACAGCCGGGAACAAGUGAGGAAUUAAAGGAGCCAGAAGGAUUGAUUACAGUAGAGAUUGGAUCGGUUGUGAUUCAAGGUUUUAUAGAUUAUUUUUGUAGUGCAGGCAAAUGCAAGAGUGAUAAUAGCAGAGCACCAGAAAACGCAUAA